AUGGAAUUAGUGACAGAACUGACCAAACUUGGUGCUGAUGUCAAUCUGUGUAACAACUAUGGAUUAUCUCCACUGUGCUUCGCAUCACAGUUUGGUCAUAAAAAAAUUGUGAAGUUUCUACUACAGAAUAAUGCUGAAAUCAAUGUUGGUGCUAGUUGCUUAUCUUUUGCUUGUGAAAGCGGUCAUUUAGAUCUUGUGAAAUUUCUUAUUGAUAAGAUAGAUGUUAACAAGGUCAAUAACAAUUGUUAUCCAGCUCUUACUUCCGCUUCUUGUCAAGGGCAUCUUGAUAUUGUGGAGUAUCUGGUAGAACACGGAGCUGAAGUUAAUUUAAUGAGUUCAUAUAAUGUAAAUCCACUUUACUCCGCCACAGCAUACGGACAGAUUCACAUUAUUCGAUACCUUGUAGAACACGGUGCAGAUAUUAAUCAAGGUUCUUCUUGUGACAUGAACGGCUCUCCCUUGUGCUGUGCUUCAAGCAAAGGUUAUCUGGAAAUUGUGAGAGAACUUAUCAAACUUGGUGCUGAUGUCAAUCUCUGUAACCUUAAAGGCCAUUCUCCACUUUGCUAUGCAUCAAGAUAUGGACAUUUGGAAAUUGUAAAGUUUUUGCUACAUAAUGAUGCUGAUAUAAAUAUUGGUGCUAGUUGUCUAUCUUCCGCUUGUAAAGGCGGUCAUUUAAAUGUUGUGAAAUUUCUUAUUGACAAGAUGGAUGUUAACAAUGUCAGUGACAUUUGUGAUCCUCCACUACAUUGUGCCUCUGUUCAAGGUCAUAUCGAAGUUAUUGAAUAUCUUGUAGAAAAUGGAGCAGAUGUUAACUUGCUAAGUUCUUCAAAGGAUAGUCCACUGUGUUGCGCUGUAGAAAACGGACAUUUUCCUAUAGUGGAGUGUCUUGUUAAACAUGGUUCAGACAUAAACAAGGCUGUAGAAAUUGCAAUGGAAUGUGGUCAAGAAGUUAUUUUAGAUUAUAUGUUGAAGCAUUUAAACUAG
Saccostrea cuccullata (small rock oyster) is the source of this 984-nucleotide messenger RNA. RefSeq names its product serine/threonine-protein kinase TNNI3K-like. The transcript has a single exon. Gene Ontology annotation, molecular function: protein binding. The record is from RefSeq and is a predicted model, not a curated record. Lineage: Eukaryota; Metazoa; Mollusca; Bivalvia; Ostreida; Ostreidae. Gene Ontology annotation, cellular component: ciliary inversin compartment. The coding region runs from base 1 to 984 and encodes 327 amino acids. Gene Ontology annotation, biological process: protein localization to ciliary inversin compartment.